AUCCUCUCAGCAUCUCUUUUGAGCCAGCAAGGGAGUUGUACUGGUACCAUGGAAAGAGGGAGAAAAAGAAGGUCAAAUGAUUAAGGAGAGAAAGUCUGGAUUUUUUAGAAUUUAUUUCUUCUAUGGCUUCAAGUUACAAUACAUCAACAUACAUCUCUUGGCCUGAAGAGGAGUGAGAUUUUUUUUUUCUGCAUGAGCUCUUGUGUGUCACCAAGAUGCCAAUCCUAAGCCGAGAGUCUUCCAAAGAUUGCGCAAGCGGAGAUGCUCUACCAAAGCUGCCUCUGCCAAGCCUCAGUGACACUCUGGCCACAUAUCUGAGGUGUAUGAAGCACCUCCUCACUGAAGAACAGUUCAACCAGACCCAGAAUCUGGUGAAACAGUUUGGAGCCCCUGGGGGAGUGGGAGAGCUGCUGCAGAACAAACUUGUGGAAAAAAGGGAGAAAAAAGCCAACUGGGUUUAUGACUACUGGCUCAAUGACAUGUACCUGAAAAACAGACUGGCUCUACCCGUCAAUUCCAGUCCUGCAAUGGUUUUUCCCCAACAGAACUUCAAGGCUCCUAUCGACUCCUUAAGGUUUGCUGCGCAUUUGAUUUCAGGAGUUUUGGAAUACAAGGCUCUACUUGAUGCUCAUGCCCUGCCUGUGGACUAUGCCCGGGGCCAGCUCUCUGGAACACCUUUAUGUAUGGAGCAGUACUAUCACCUCUUCACAUCAUAUCGUUUACCAGGACCUGACAAGGACACACUUGUCGCCCAGAAGAGCAACGUGAUGCCGGAGCCUGAGCACAUCAUUGUGGCCUGUAAGAACCAGUUCUUUGUUCUGGAUGUGGUGAUAAAUUUCCGGAGACUAAAUGAAAGAGAUCUGCUGACACAGCUGGAAAAAAUCACUAAGAUGGCUGGCAGUGAAGAUGAGCCUGUCCCACCUAUCGGUCUUCUUACCUCAGAUGGACGGACAGAGUGGGCCCAGGCACGCAGUGUGCUGAUGAAAGAAUCAACCAACCGAGACUCCCUGGACAUGAUUGAGAGAUGUAUCUGUCUGGUUUGUUUGGAUGAACCAAAUGGAACUGAGCAAAGUGAUGCAACACGCGCUGCAAUGAUGCUGCACGGAGGGGGGCCAGGCACGAAUGGGGGAAACCGUUGGUACGACAAGCCGAUGCAGUUUAUUUUAGGAGCUGAUGGCUGCUGUGGAGUGGUGUGUGAACACUCAGCAUUUGAAGGAAUUGUUCUUGUGCAAUGCACAGAGUAUCUCCUUAAAUACAUGACUGGCAGUCCGUCAAAGCUCGUCAGGGCUGCAAGUGUAAGCGAGCUAAGUGCACCUCGCAGGCUCCGCUGGAAAUGCUCUCCAGAAAUACAAAAACUCAUCACCUCCUCUGCUGACAAACUCCAAAGAUUGGUGAAUAAUCUGGACAUGAACGUUUACAAAUUCUCUGACUAUGGGAAAGAUUUCAUUAAAAAGCAGAAAAUGAGUCCAGAUGCAUAUAUCCAAGUUGGACUACAGUUAGCAUAUUAUCGGUGUCAUGGCAGACCAGUGUCCACGUAUGAAAGUGCUUCAACACGUCGUUUUCAGAAGGGCAGAGUUGAUAACAUCCGCUCAGCCACACCCGAAGCUUUGGCAUUUGUCAGAGCAAUGACUGAUAAGAAGCUCAACUUAAGUGACAUGGAGAAGAUGGAGAUGUUACGAUGUGCCAUAAAUGCACAGACCAAGUAUACUGUUCUGGCCAUCACUGGGAUGGCAAUAGACAAUCAUCUAUUAGGCUUGCGUGAAAUGGCUUCUGAAAUGAAAAUAGAGAAACCUGCGAUCUUCACAGAUAAAGCUUAUCUCAUCAGUAAUCACUUUAUCCUCUCAACAAGUCAGGUCCCAACCACGGUAGAAAUGUUCUGCUGUUAUGGACCAGUGGUACCAAAUGGAUACGGCGCUUGUUACAACCCUCAGUCAGACCACAUCAUCUUCUCAGUGUCCAGUUUCCUUGAAAGCCUCGAGACGAGUUCUGCAGAAUUCGUAAAGUGCUUGGUGCAGGGACUUCUGGAUAUGAAGGACCUGUGCAACAAUUGCAACUCUGUCUCCAACCUAGUCGAGGGAGGAAAAAAUCCGUCUGCAGAGAUGAAAAUGCAAACAGAAAUCGAGAAUAAAACAUCACAGAAAAUAUCUGAGUCAAAUACGAAACAGCAAAGGAACCCACCGGUGAUGGUAAAAAGUACAAAACUGACCUUUCCAGAGGAAUGAAUGCAAACUUCUAUAAAAGGAAGGUGUAAAGGAACAAAAUCAAUCCUAGAUAAAUAUGGCUGAUGAUAUGUGGUAUGUUCAGAAUGUAUUUAUUGUGCAAUACUGUGUUUUUUCUCAGUCUAAAAGAAUGUACACUAUAACUGUGAUGAAGAAUAUAACAUUUGAACCUGCUGUACUGUAAACGUGUAUGUGGAGAUACUCUAAUUAUUAGAAUUAGAAAAUUAUUUUUUUAUGGGUAAAGCUUUAUAUCUGUUGUCAAAAGCAGUAGAAGAUUAAUUAAGUACAAAUAAAAAGUACUAGAUGGAAGCAAUAUUUAUCAAAAUCAGUUACUAUUUUGCACAAAGUGAGAUGUUUUGGUCAAAUAAUUUAUGUCUUAAUGAACUGCAGAUUAUAAAUUGUUUCAGUUUUGUUUACAUGUCAGCAUCAUUUUUUUAAAUGAAGCUUGCAUAGGGCUGUGAGUUAUUGCAACUAUCUGCUCGAUGCAGUCUAAUUGCUCACUGAUAUUUAAUGAUUUCCUUCAGAUUGUUUACUGCAGUGUUCAGCAUUAUCAUUAUCUGACUGUCUUUAUUAUUUUUAUUGUACCAACAAUAUGAACUGUAAUACUUGAGUCUUUACCAAAAUAAGGCACAAUUUGGUCAAAUUAUUUGCUUCAAAUUUGUAAUGUGUAUUCCCUGUAUGUUAUACACUGGGACUGACACUGUGCUUCUGUACAAAUAAAAAUUUUGUUAAGAUCUUGAAAGGGAUGCUCUCAGCAUCUGUAAGCAAAAGAUAAAAUUCAAGCAUUAUACUUUAAUUAAUGGAAGAUGUUAAUGCUGAUAAAACAGAUGUGAUCACUGUGUUUUUAAUGUCAGAGUAUUAUAACUGUGAGAUUUAAACUAUAUUAAAUGAUUCAAAUCAAAGUAAUGAAGUAGCUUCAGUCAUUUUUGUGUUCUAAAAGUAGAAGCAUAUUUUUAUUUCUGUGUUUUAUGAUCCUCUGUCAUAAGAAAAAAAUGGA
Messenger RNA from Cyprinodon variegatus (sheepshead minnow), 3216 nucleotides. RefSeq names its product choline O-acetyltransferase-like (gene chata). Gene Ontology annotation, biological process: neuromuscular synaptic transmission; acetylcholine biosynthetic process. The record is from RefSeq and is a predicted model, not a curated record. The transcript has 15 exons. Bases 216 to 2222 code for a protein of 668 amino acids. Gene Ontology annotation, molecular function: choline O-acetyltransferase activity. NCBI's taxonomy places the organism in Eukaryota, Metazoa, Chordata, Actinopteri, Cyprinodontiformes, Cyprinodontidae. Gene Ontology annotation, cellular component: neuron projection; cytoplasm.